AUGCAUACACUGAAAGACUUGCUGGGGUACCUGAAAGGCAGUGACGCCGUCCUCCUACGCAUCUGUCGGGAGCUCCACCUGAACGCUUCCGUCCAGCUUCUGUUCCGGGAUGCCGACGACGGAGAGAGGGGCGUGGAGGUGCUCUGCGACAGAGUGGUCGACAUGUCGGACGAUUGCCUGGACACCCAGCUGUGGUGCCACCUUCAAGAGAACUAUGGAGGCAAGCUCCUGCGUGCCGUCGAUUGGCCGGAGCAACAGCGGGAUAUCGAGGUGCAUUGGGUCACGGAGACGCCGAAGGUGAACUCCAUCGAGAGCCCGUACAUCGCGUACAGUAACGACGCCAGUGCUGCUCAUACUUACAUGUAUCUGUGUCUCAUCAUCGAAGUCGGCAAGGCUGGCAAUCGUGAGACAGCGGAGUAG
Messenger RNA from Sparassis crispa, 420 nucleotides. RefSeq lists its product as hypothetical. NCBI's taxonomy places the organism in Eukaryota, Fungi, Basidiomycota, Agaricomycetes, Polyporales, Sparassidaceae. The record is from RefSeq and is a predicted model, not a curated record. The transcript has a single exon. The coding region runs from base 1 to 420 and encodes 139 amino acids.